Cottoperca gobio is the source of this 983-nucleotide messenger RNA. RefSeq names its product mitochondrial ribosomal protein L30 (gene mrpl30). Gene Ontology annotation, cellular component: large ribosomal subunit; mitochondrion. Gene Ontology annotation, biological process: translation. The transcript is spliced from 5 exons. NCBI's taxonomy places the organism in Eukaryota, Metazoa, Chordata, Actinopteri, Perciformes, Bovichtidae. The coding region runs from base 299 to 781 and encodes 160 amino acids. Gene Ontology annotation, molecular function: structural constituent of ribosome. The record is from RefSeq and is a predicted model, not a curated record.
CAUAUCGGCGCAGUUUCAAAGUAACUCAUUGACGCUUCCGGUUUAGACAUCCAGGGGACAAGACUGUAAAGACAAUAACGUGACAGUCCGUUUGCGGUUGUUUUCAAGCGCUUUAAUUAAUGUAAAUAUGGUGAAUAUGAUGUGAAUAUAGUGUUUAGUGUUUGUGUUUUUAUUCAUAACGUUCAGUUACGUUUGAUCCACGCGCUCAUUUGGCGGUUAGCAGAGCUGCACGCUCACGUUAACCUUGGCGUGCGUGACUAGUGUUAAUAAAUUAACAGUAAUUACCGAAAAAUAAAAGAUGUCCGGUGUGUGUCGCGGUUUGAGCUCUUCAUCAGUCAAGAUCCUGACAGAAGCUACACCUUUGUCGGGUUUCCCCUGGUUUGUGUCCGCACGCAACAUGUUUCACAAAGCAAGAAUCCCAAAUGCGAUUUUUGAAGAGAGAUCAAAAGAACAUGAGAAAUAUGGAGGAGAUCCAGAACAACCUCAUAAACUGCACAUAGUGACACGAGUUAAAAGUGCGAUGCGUAGACCGUACUGGGAGAAGGAGAUGGUGAAACACCUCGGGCUUGAUAAGUUACAUUCACCUGUAAUUCACAAAAACACACCUGCAGUCAAUAGUCAACUGAAAUUCAUCAAGCACCUUGUAAGGAUCCAGCCGCUGAGGACGCCCUAUGGAAUCCCUGCUGAACAUGACAUUGGAAACACCUUCAUCAACAGCAAAGGAGAGCUGAUCGUCCGUCGCCUCCUCCAACCUGUGGACCCCAAGGCUCUCGAAUCUUAGCCCCGCUUUCAAAUCAUAGCAAUAAAUAGUUAAAUUGUUCAUAAACUGUCAUGUCAAUGAGUCAUGUCCACGACACCGAGAACAGUGUUUGGUUUGAAUGGGUUCUGGAUUUACUCAAUAAAUUACCAUUUAAAUACCAGGAAUUAACAGAUGGUUCAAAUUCUUUAUUAAAUACAUACAUUAAACACCUUUUGAAAUUAAA